Messenger RNA from Rhipicephalus sanguineus (brown dog tick), 620 nucleotides. RefSeq lists its product as uncharacterized. The transcript has 2 exons. Gene Ontology annotation, molecular function: serine-type endopeptidase inhibitor activity. The coding region runs from base 6 to 620 and encodes 204 amino acids. The record is from RefSeq and is a predicted model, not a curated record. Lineage: Eukaryota; Metazoa; Arthropoda; Arachnida; Ixodida; Ixodidae.
GGAGCAUGUGCGACGGCGUGUUCUACACGUACUGCGCCAGGGCGCCGCCGCAGUUCCUGUACGACGCGCUGUCCCGGACGUGCAUCGAGUCGGGAACGGACGAGGUGCAGCUGUGCAACCACAGCCCCAACCGCUUCGCCUCCAAGGCCGAAUGCGCCAGGAGCUGCGUGCACGGUUUUGCGCCGGCCGACAAGUGCUUCGAUACGCCCAUCUUCGCAAAGUGCGGAAGGCAGGACGUGAAGAUAAAGCAGUGGUACUUCACGGGUCGCACCUGCGCUAGCUGGCCCUUCUGGCAGGGCCGGUGCCCCGCGAACGAGAGCCGCAUGUUCGCCACGUUCGCCGACUGCCUCCAGCGCUGCGUGACCGGUGCGGCGGGCAAGGGGUCCUGCGAGCCCCUAGACACCGGCGACGUGAGGGCGUGCACUUCGCAAGAGCUCAGCUACCCGUACUUUGCCGACAGCGUCGGGGACCACGUACGCUGCCUGGCGGCAUCGGUUGCCGGACUGGCGAGGCACCGCUGCCUCGCCGGCACGAACAAGUUUGCCACAAAGGCCGCCUGCCAGAGGGCGUGCGUGCAAAGCUCCGAGGACGAAGGUGCCCUAGAUUUGGGCUGGUAUUAA